Messenger RNA from Anguilla anguilla (European eel), 4028 nucleotides. Its product is annotated as cAMP-dependent protein kinase type I-alpha regulatory subunit-like. Bases 163 to 1293 code for a protein of 376 amino acids. Gene Ontology annotation, molecular function: cAMP-dependent protein kinase regulator activity. NCBI's taxonomy places the organism in Eukaryota, Metazoa, Chordata, Actinopteri, Anguilliformes, Anguillidae. The record is from RefSeq and is a predicted model, not a curated record. The transcript is spliced from 11 exons. Gene Ontology annotation, biological process: regulation of protein phosphorylation. Gene Ontology annotation, cellular component: cAMP-dependent protein kinase complex.
CAUUGACGUCAAUGACUGUCUGUGAUUGGUCCUGACCUGUUUCCGGUAGGGCAGCCAUCCAAGGACUGUAAAAACAGAGGAGAGAGGAGUUUGUAUCAGGGGGAACAAAUAGUCUGUAAAAGCGACUUAGCUUCGAAUACCUUUGCGGACCUGCGGGUGACCAUGGCGACGAGCAGCGAGGAGGAGAGGAGCCUGCGGGAGUGCGAGCAGUACGUGCAGAAGCACAAUGUGCAGCAGCUGCUGAAGGACUGCAUCGUGCAGCUGUGCACCGCCCGGCCCGAGCACCCCAUGGCCUUCCUGCGCGAGUACUUCCAGAGGCUGGAGAAGGAGGAGGCCAAGCAGCUGCAGACGCAGCAGAAGCCCAGCUUGCGCUCGGACUCGCGCGAGGAUGAGAUCUCUCCUCCCAUGAACCCCGUGGUGAAGGGCCGCCGUCGCCGUGGUGCCAUCAGCGCCGAGGUGUACACCGAGGAGGACGCCGCGUCCUACGUGCGCAAGGUCAUUCCUAAAGACUACAAGACCAUGGCGGCCCUGGCGAAAGCGAUCGAGAAAAACGUUCUUUUCGCCCAUCUGGACGACAACGAGCGGAGUGAUAUAUUUGACGCCAUGUUUUCUGUCACCUACAUCGCUGGAGAGACAGUCAUCCAGCAAGGUGAUGAAGGAGAUAACUUCUACGUUAUUGACCAAGGAGAAAUGGAUGUGUAUGUCAAUAACGAGUGGGUCACCAGCAUUGGUGAGGGGGGCAGUUUUGGGGAGCUGGCGCUGAUCUACGGGACACCCAGAGCCGCCAGUGUGACGGCCAAGACCAACGUCAAGCUGUGGGGCAUCGACAGAGACAGCUACCGGAGGAUACUGAUGGGAAGCACUUUAAGGAAGCGGAAGAUGUAUGAAGAAUUUCUCAGCAAAGUAUCGAUAUUGGAGUCACUGGAGAAGUGGGAGCGCCUCACGGUGGCCGACGCGUUGGAGACGGUGCAGUUUGAGGACGGACAGAAGAUUGUGGUCCAGGGAGAGCCGGGAGACGAGUUCUUCAUCAUCCUCGAGGGCUCCGCGGCGGUGCUGCAGCGCAGGUCUGAGAACGAGGAGUUUGUGGAGGUCGGACGUCUCGGGCCCUCCGAUUAUUUCGGUGAGAUCGCGCUGCUGAUGAACCGCCCCCGCGCCGCCACCGUGGUCUCCCGCGGCCCGCUCAAGUGCGUGAAGCUGGACCGGCCGAGGUUCGAGCGCGUCCUCGGCCCCUGCUCGGACAUCCUCAAGAGGAACAUCCAGCAGUACAACAGCUUUGUGUCCCUGUCGGUCUGAAUACCCCUGGCCCCGCCCCUUUCUGCAGUCUGCAAACCCCCCAGGCCCUGCCCCUUUCUGCGGUCUGUAAAGCCCCCCCCCCCUCCUGGCCCCUCCCCUUUCUACAGUCUGCAAACCCCUGGCCCCGCCCCUUUCUGCAGUCUGCAAACCCCCUGGCCCCACCCCUUUCUGCAGUCUACAAACCCCCUGGCCCCUCCCCUUUCUGCAAUCUGAAACCCCCCCGGCCCCUCCCCUUUCUGCAGGGUCCACCAACCUGUUUGCUUUAUUUCCCUCUGGGUUUUUGCUUUCUGUGUUUAUUAUAUUUUUGUUUUUCUGACACCCAGCCCUCCUGCCCACAUUGUAGCCUGCCUUUCUGUCUGUCUGUUUGUCUGUCUGUCUUUUUAUAGCGACCCAAUGGGACAUUUCACAUUUAUACUUCAUAAGCUUUCUCCCGCGCUAUAGGCCAACCCGGUGUGGCAGCAGAAAAAUGGGCCCUCACUCGCUCUCUCUCCUGUACAGAGGAGAAUACGCUCGGCAGCCAGACAGCCAGAAGUUUCACUUGCUUUUAAAGAGUGAUCACCUGUGUGCAGUUGUCCCGGCAACAGGGAGAAACAGUAAGACAAAAAAAAAAAAAAAGAACAGUCCCUUACGAUGAACAACCACAUUUGGAUGCUUUUGAUUUGGCUGUUUGAGAUUUGGAGGUUUGGAAUCCCUAAACCAAUGCAGUUAGUUUUGUGUUCCUCAGUGGUUAUUUGGAUGGAACUGUUGGUUUUAAACACCGUUACAGCCAUGGUGACCUGCUCUAAUGUUUUAUAAUAAUUGUUGCACAUGUACAGUAUAUACAUACAUGUGUGUGAGUCUGUAUAACCAUAAACAUUAUAUUUUUUGCACAGUUUGUGAUAUAUAAGAAACAAUGUUUUUAUGCACCUGCUAGUAUUAAUUGCAGCAACAUGUUCCAGUAUCUUUAUUAAUUACGGAGAGCAAAUAUAUCCCUCAUUUAAAAAAAACUGCAUAUAUUCUUCUCCUAGUCCCCUCCCCAACCCUGUCCCAUAUGUCUCCUGGGUGUCUCUUGUUCAUCUUUACUGUGUUUUUCUUUAUUUCUUUUAUUUUAUUUAUUUCAAGCUGAAGUCGGAGCAGCUGUCUGCAGGACUUUGUUUAGGAAACAUGGCUUCUAAGCCAGUGCCAAAUAUUACAGGCUGCUCUCGAUUUUGUUGGAAAGCCGGGGUCUGGAAGAAAACUAGUGCACAUUAGUACUCUGAAUGUGAUACUGAUGAAUAAACAGUUUUUAGACGCUGAGAUCCAGGGCGAUCACAGGUCAAAGGAAGCCCUCUGUAGGAGGAUGGGGUUGCAUAGGAGAGGCACUCUGAGCUUAGCCAGGGUGCUAACGUCUUUCCUCUUGGAAAAGGAAGCGGGGAAAACGUGGUGACGGUUCGUCGGUUGUGUUCGGCUUUUACGCUAUCGCACGAAGAACCACGCAGUCGAUGCGCGAAACGGGGCGGGGCGCCUUCGAACGCCGUGAAGCCGCUCUCGCUGUAGUCCCGUUCGGAUCGCAGCGGGAUUCGCGCGAUAUGACUGCUGCCCCUCGUGAUCAUAUCCCCGUGUCCAUGCCGACGGACGAGCCCAGCGUUUCUCCCCGGCUCCCGUUUUUUAAGCGCGAGGUGGCCCUGCAUGCCGAAUGCAGAACUGAAGUGUAACGUCAGUCUCCUGUAGCUGUGGGCCUCAGUUACACAAAUAACGCAUUUUUAUUUUGGACCGGCGAACGGCCUUUAUAGAAGACGGGAUUUUGACAGAAGCCCGAUUGUGAUAAAUGCUGUUGAAGUCUUAAACGUGUUAAAGUAUUUACUCAUUUCCUGUUACGUUUCUUAGUAUACGCCAAAUGUUUCUUCAAUUUCCACAGUUCUGUAAUGUAUGUGAACAUGUAAUUUCCUUUUAUUAUUAUUAUUAUUAUUAUUAUUAUUAUUAUUAUUAUUAUUAUUAAUACUAUGUAUAGAGUUAGCGUAGUACAAUAGAUGGGACUGACAGCAGGCUCUAAGAGUAAACAUUAUUUUUUAAAUGGCUAUUUUUCCAUAAAUUCACUCUAUUCUGUGUGCCCUGUGGCAUGAUUUAAAGAACUCUCCCCGGAAAGAGAGCCGUCGUUUCAUUGGUGCCGUUCCGCGGUGGGAUACGGGGAGUCCAUGUUGACGCAGAGACGCAUCCACAGCGCUUUCCCGCUCGUCUUUAAGAGUGUUGCUCACAGCACAAUGCCACAUCAGUUUGCAAACAAGCUGGGAAACGCUCUUGUGUGUGUUCAUACGCUUGGGGGGGGGGGAGCUCUGUUUUGCAUGACAAGUAUUGUUUGGGAGGUGCGUGAUACGCACCCUCCUGCCAGUGUAUUUUAUUUUACACACUUAAACACUGAACUGGAAAGUACUGUGUUACACUGUAAUGUUACAGUUUGUCCAAAAAAAGUGCCUGCAUUCUAAGCUUUUGUGGGAUAGAACCCGUUCGGGUCAUUCCAGAAUGUCUUUCCGGAACUUGUCAACAUGGCUACCCAGUGUAAUUAUUUUUGUGUAUUUCUUUGACAGAGUUCACCUUUGAGAAUUUCUUUUUUUUUUUCAGCAAACAAAACCAUACAAGUGUGGAGUAGUGUUUUAUCUGCCUCUUUAAUGCAGCUGAAGGUAUCAUACAUGUUCCCAUGGUUUCCUUUAUUCACCAUGACAACUGGUUAGAUGUAAAUUGAAGUUUAUGUUCAAAUAAAACUCCAUAAACUCUUUAAA